Esox lucius (northern pike) is the source of this 9135-nucleotide messenger RNA. It is a transcript of the gene arhgap32a, whose product is annotated as Rho GTPase activating protein 32a. The transcript is spliced from 22 exons. The coding region runs from base 2786 to 7933 and encodes 1715 amino acids. Gene Ontology annotation, cellular component: actin cytoskeleton; nucleoplasm; Golgi apparatus. The record is from RefSeq and is a predicted model, not a curated record. NCBI's taxonomy places the organism in Eukaryota, Metazoa, Chordata, Actinopteri, Esociformes, Esocidae. Gene Ontology annotation, molecular function: protein binding; GTPase activator activity; phosphatidylinositol binding. Gene Ontology annotation, biological process: small GTPase-mediated signal transduction.
AUUCUGCAAAUGACUUGGACAUGCAUGUCGUGUCUUUGAACAUUAGCUACUGAAAUUCACCGAUAAAAUGGAUGGCAAUUAUUAUGCCUAUAUGACGCAGCAUUCGUAGCUUGUUUAUGUUAGCCAUAGAACUAAGAUUUAAACACGAUAUCUGGUGUACUACAGGACAGUUACUGUGGGCACUAGAGAACAAUUUCAAGACGAAUGUACCUUGCGCGUACACACCCAUGCAGCCAGGUUUUGCGCGCUCACAGCGUCGGGUGCAGAGCUACGAAGAUAUGGAUUGUAAUCCCACUGUCUCGUCCGUGGUGUGUGUUCAGCAGGGAUUUAAUUCGGUGUUUUAUUUUCAUUUAAAAGCAGUGUGCUUUAGGCUUCGUAAUGAGAUGCUAAAGAAUCUGAGUCAUUGCUGACGUAAACAACAGUGUUGAACUUGACAGCACACUGCAACUCAAGAAGAUCAAGAGGAAAAGCGAGGUACUUGCUCUGCGGUUACAGUUUCAGCAUUUAUUUUCUCUUCCUGCAACCUCAACCUCAGUCGAGAAGGACCAACUUACCACCGGCAGAUUGCCAUAGCAACCCCAGGCCUUCUUCACUGUGCCGAGCAUCUUUGACCACGUUCGAGAGCUCCGAUUGAGAUGGUUACACUUUCUCCUAAACCCCCAGAUGGAGACUGGCAUGUACCAUGGGGGAAGUCUUAUAUUACAACCAAUGAAGACUCCCAGAGAUAACAUAUAAAAACCUAACAGCAUGAGAUGACAGUGAAAGUCCCCUGUAAAGUCCUUUGCCUUUCGCUUAGAAAAUACAACGCUUUGUAUCUUAAAUGUUUUUUGUCUAUGCCACUGAUGCAAAUAUAUUUGGUUAACAUGUUGUGUGUCUGGUGUGAAGCUUAAGAUGCUCAUUUCAUAGCGUGAAGUUCUUUUAAAGACAACAUCAGUUCCUCAUAUCUGCCCAUGUAUUCUAGUACAGGUCUCAUAAACAGCAUGCGGAAUUGCGUAGGCUGCCCUAGUUUUCUUAGAAUACCAUGUAGGCCAGAGUCGUCAAAGCCAGAUCAGAGCUGUUCUGUCUCCUGAUAACAGAAAUGGAGAGCUCUCAAGUGGUGAACAAAAUGUAUUAUAGUUACACUUUUCAUCACAGGCAGUGAUGUCUUGUAUGACUGAGCCUCCCAAAUAACACCCUAUACCCAUUAUAGUGGACUACUUUUGACCAGGACCCAUAGUUAUCAAUAUCCUAAAUGAAUAAAUGGAUCUACUUUGUUGUGUUACCAUAAGGUAAUUCAGCUCAGUGUUUCUGCUACUAAGCACUCUGAAGCACAUUCAGUAGAAACAUUCCCCUUUCUGAAUGAUCAUCAUUGUCAGUCAUCUAACAUUUUAAUGAAAUUUAGUCGCCUACAUAGCUUUGAAAAGAUGACUAGAUAAACAUACAUUUAGAUUAAACAUUAUUAUGGGUGAAAAAUGAGUUAAAUCCUGAAAAAUGUACAAACAAACUGGUGUAAUACAUUCUUAAUCUUCAAAGUGAUGUAGCCUAACCCUGGGGAGAAUUUGGACUCCGCUUUGGGACUUUUGGUUGCUUGUUUUUUUUCUUUCUCUCAUACAAUCCUCUUUAUAUCUUUUUUAAUUAUUUUAUCGUUCAAUGUGAUAUGCUGAGACCAGGUUACAGCAGCCGUUGAAGAGAUGGGAGUAGAAUAUAUGCCGUAGUGUGCGUGGGGCUUGUGUGUGUGGUUGGUCACGUUAUGCUGACUCAGGGGAUCGUCUUUGUGGAACUUGGUCAGCAGUGAGCACCACUGUGGCUACAGGCCAGUGGGUUGCCUCCCUCUGAAUGCUCUGUGGGAGAAACCACUUUCCUGUGCUGCGAUGGCUGGCUGAUCUACUCUAAACAUGUCUUCAGUCAUUACAGCUUCUGAUUGGAGAAGAUGAGAACUCCUACUUUUCUACCUCCGUAUUGAUUGGCUGGGGAGUUUAGUGCUGAGUUGUAGACCUGCUGUACCAGGCACAUGCUGUAGCUAUCCAGGACCAGGGUUGGUUACCACUCUACGGUGCUUGCCCAAUAUGCUGCUUGAAUGUGAAUUCUGCUCCCAGCACUGUCUUUCAUGGGGGCUAUGCGAAGAUUGUAAGGCUGACUGGAAGUGGUGUGUAGUUUCGCUCUGUCAAACCAUUCUUUUGAUUUGUUGACAGUAUAUAAAGAGAUACUGUAGAGAUGAUGGAUUCCUGACUCAGUCCUCUGUCAUCAUGGGGGCUGUCACAAAAUUCCCAUGCUGGCCUUUGAGGACUGUGCCGAACACCAUCAUAGAUGAAUGUUGAGAGAAUGAGACUGCCAAGGCUUACAUGUAUUGCUCCUCUUAGACCUAUGUUAAUUGUUUUUAAAAAUGGUUUACUAACUGUAAUGUUUGAUGUUGGCUUUUAGUUUUUUGGAUCCUCAUGGUGGAAAGGGUAGGACCAUGGAAUAAACAGUCACACGUGCAACCCCCACUGCUUAGUACUUCUCCCGCUUGCAGUAUAGAUGGAUUCUAGAUCAUUCCAGAAAUAUUUCUUAAUAUUACUUAUUUGUGUGUAAGAAGUUCAUAUUUACUUGUUUGACUAAACGCCUUGUCUUACCUCAGAUACCUAUUAACCAUUAAUCUGUUAAAAAGUAUGAAAUUAUUUCAGAGAGCAGACUACAGAUAACAGUGGGUUAACGUCUGACAGCGUCCUUGCUAAUGUUGACUCUCCUCUCAUAUUCAAUCCUCUCUCUCUCUUUCUCUUGCCCUCCCUCUGUCCAUUUCCUCAGUUGACUGUUGCAGUGAGGCAGUAUGAUGGAGGCAGGCGAUGGGGUUGCCACGGUGGUACAGAAUGCUGCCACAGGACCCCUGGGAGAACCAGGAAGAGGUGACGUCCUUGAGGGGGCUAUGUCACAGUGUACUCAACCAGAUGGAGAAGAGAUGCAGCCCGAUCAACACAAGAGUACUGCCCAAAUUGAUAAAUCCCCACAAGAGGCAACCAUGGUGAGGAGUGAUGAGCUCACAGAGCUUCCUGUGGAGCCUGACUCCACCCUGCGUUCCUGCGUCAGCACAGCCAGCAUGAAGGUCAAACACAUGAAGAAGCUGACGUUCCCCAGAGGUCAUUUUCCCAGGCUGGCGGAGUGUGCUCACUUCCACUAUGAGACCGUUGACUUUGGCACUGUGCAGCUGGCCUUUGCAGAGGAGCAGACUGAGGGGCAGAAGGGUUUUCUGGACUCCAAGGAGCCGCACUUCCUAGUUCAGAUCUGCUGCCAGAGUCGGAGCUGGCUGGUGAAACGUUCUUAUGAAGACUUGCGUGUGUUGGACAAACACCUCCACCUGUGUAUCUAUGACAGACGCUUCUCCCAGCUCACUGAGCUGCCCCGCUUUGAUUCCCUGAAGGACACAGCAGAGGAAAUAACCAAGAUGCUGACAGCCUAUUUGUCCCGUCUCUCAGCCAUUGCUGACAACAAGAUCAACUGUGGUCCAGUACUUACAUGGAUGGAGAUUGAUAACAAGGGAAACCAUUUGCUGGUAGCUGAGGAGUCCUCUAUCAAUGUUCCUGCCAUCGCCGCGGCCCACGUAAUCAAACGCUACACUGCCCAGGCCACAGAUGAGCUGACCUUUGAGGUAGGGGACAUUGUAUCAGUCAUUGACAUGCCUCCUAAAGAGGACACAGGCUGGUGGAGAGGGAAACAUGGCUUUCAGGUGGGCUUCUUCCCCUGUGACUGUGUGGAGCUGAUCAGUGACAAGAUUCCCCCGUGUGUUCCCAGCCCUGUGCCAAAACCAGUGUGUAAGAAGCAUGGGAAGCUGGUGACGUUCCUGAGGAGCUUCAUGAAGUCCCGUCCACCCCCUCAGAAGCUGAGGCAACGUGGGAUCCUUAAGGAGAGGGUGUUUGGGUGUGACCUGGGGGAACACCUUCUCAACUCAGGCCAUGAUGUACCCCAGGUGAUUAAGUGCUGUACCGAGUUCAUUGAGAAACAUGGUGUUGUGGACGGGAUGUACAGACUCUCUGGUAUCUCCUCCAACAUCCAGAAACUCCGACAUGAAUUCGACUCAGAGCAGAUCCCAGACCUCAGCAGGGAUGUCUUCAAACAGGACAUCCACUCUGUUGGGUCACUUUGCAAACUGUACUUCAGGGAGCUGCCCAACCCGCUGCUUACCUACCAGCUCUACGAGAGAUUCUCAGAGGCGGUGUCUGCAGCUACUGAUGAGGAGAGGCUGGUGAAGAUUCACAAUGUCAUCCAACAGCUUCCUCCUCCACACUACAGAACUCUGGAAUUCCUCAUGAGACAUUUGUUCCAACUGGCUACCUUCAGCCCAAUAACCAACAUGCACACUAAAAACCUGGCGAUAGUCUGGGCUCCCAACCUUCUCAGGUCCAAGCAGAUUGAGUCGGCCUGCUUUAGUGGCACAGCAGCCUUCAUGGAGGUGCGUAUCCAGUCUGUGGUGGUGGAGUUCAUACUCAACAACACAGAAGCACUCUUCAGCACCAAACUCAAUGCGCGUAUCCGGGAGGGCACAGGUACCAAUACCCUAUCCAGGCCCAAGUCUCUACUGGUGAGCUCUCCCUCGACUAAGCUCCUGUCCCUGGAGGAGGCCCAGGCCCGUACUCAGGCCCAGUUGGGCUCCCCUGUCACUACACCCAUUCUGUCCCACAGCGAAUACAUCGAGGUGGGGGAGGGACCAGGGGCACUGAUGGGCAAGUUCCACACCGUCAUUGAGCUCCCCAGUGAAAGUAAGAAACCACCUGGGAAAGUGAAGAAGUCACCAGCAGGAAGCUGGCGUUCAUUCUUCCACCUGGGCAAGUCCUCCUCCGUGGCGUCCAAACGCAAGCUGAAGCGUCACCCCAGUGAACCCAACGAGAUCAAGAGCAUGGCGUUGCCAGGUGGAAGGGGUGAUACUGGGACACUGCGCUCCACCAAAAGUGAAGAAUCUCUCACCUCUUUGCACAAUGUGGAAGGGGAGCCUCAGAUAUACAGGCCUCCUAGACCACGCUCCACCAGCGACGCCCCGUCCACAGCCUUCAGGAUUGACCUCUGUGAUGCCCGGGUCAAAGUGGACCGCUAUAACGGUCAGGCCAAGGAGGGCCAUAAUGAUACUGAUGGUCCAGCCUGUGAGCAAGCUGCUGUGUCCCCUUCACAUCAGGAUGAUGACCUUGACCUCUGCCUUCCACGUCCAGCCCCUGGCAUGGCCUUUCUGGACUUUGACCCUAUGUCGUUCCAGUGCAGCCCAGUGAGCCCCCCAAUAGCUAAAUCCGCUACAAAACACAAAGCAAGUGUCAAAUGGAAGAAGAGUGUUGGAGGAUCCAGUGAAUACGAGCCCACCUUCUCAUCCCCCAAUAAAGUCCUCAGCAACUCCUCAUGUCCAGACAUCAACCCAGUCCAUAGGAAAGGAGAGGAUAAAAAGGAGAUGGUUCAGAACUUUCCAGACAGGUCAAUUCAGGUCGAUCCAGCAGGUCGGGUACCAGAACCUCACCGUCUUCACUCGCGCCCUCUGCUUGAAGCUGAAAUGGGCCUUCUGUCUGCCUCCGCCCAACGCUGUGUCUCAGACAUUCAGGGUGGUGAGUCCUCCUCUCCCCCUCUGGAUCUGCACGAGGGCCAACUAGGAAGCGAGGAGGGUAGUGUGGCCAGGGCACCCAGUCGGCCCUCCAGCCCACCAAGCUUAACCUCAACGGUCACAGAGAGCUUGGCUUCACAAAAGCCUCCAGAUCCAGGAACAGAUAGGCUUGUGAACUCAGUGUCUGUCCUCCCUCCUCACCCUCCGUUGACAAGUGCUGCCCGCAGGCUGGCCCUGACCCUGGCUGAGUCUGCACAGAAAGCCACCCUAAACUCCCAGAGGAGAUGUACGCGGCUCCCUUGCCCUGUCCAGAGACAGGACACUCCCCGCCCCAUGGACAGACCUCUACGGCCCUCUGUUCUCCACCUCCAACCUCGCUCUCAGGAUUGCAGAGACCUCCAGGUGUCUUCUCCAGCCCCCCACUUACCCUUGGCUGGGACACCGGUUGAGAGUCCAACUGACCUUUUCUCUGGCCAUGACAGAAAACAUGCCUCUGAGGGACAAGUGGCCAUGAGUAACUUCACCCCAACUAUCAGAUCCUCAGAGGCCAGCGCUUUACUGCAGGUCAACACAGAGGUGAGGGACCAGAGGGGCAGAGAGAGGCCAUUAGGAUCUGUAAGACCUGUUCACCCUCAGACCAUGUCCUCCUCAUAUCACAAUAGUAGGGCCUCCCCUCCCAUUCAGACAGUCUGCUCAAUUCAGAGUCAACUAGCCGCCGCUGUCUUUGCCAAUACUGACUCUGUCAAUGCCUAUAACUAUCGGACUGUUCUGGCUGAGGCGUGCAUUCCGGCAUCUGUGGAGGAGAUCCCUCCACGUCCCCCUCUGCCCUCCUUGGUCAGUCAGUACAGCUCAGAAGAAACGAAAGCUACGAGGGAAGGUGAUGACACGUACCGACAUCAUAGGGUCAGCUUAGCAGGACAUCCUCAACCUGACUGUCUCCCUCCCCACCUGUCAGGCCCAAGGGGCAUGUACAAACUCACGUCUGACAGCCUGUACAGCACUUUAGGCUCCCAAAACCACCCCCCACCCUCCCCCCAGUACGGAGAUCAAGCCCAACCCAGGGAGGAGCGAAGCUCCAGUGGCCACCAUAGAUCCAGGGGACAAUGGCAGAGGACUGAAGAUAGACCCCUGAGGUACCCCGUCAUCCGCAGGGCGCGCUCUUUUCACGGCCCGCAACCUAGUCGCGUUCAACUGCCAGAAACGGAAAUCCUUUUGCCAGACACCCUGUUCUAUAUCCACCGCCCAGCUGUCCAGGAAAAGGAGUACCAGUGGUUAGUCCAUUCAGAUGUCCAGCCCAUGCAGCCAUACUUUGAAAACGGUCGUGUUCAGUACCGCUACAACCCUUAUUCAGACACGGGGCCUCUAGAGUACCACUAUGUGGAGCCUUUCAGGACUAGCCGCGUCCGACACUCUCAGUCAUACACCAUGCGCUCCACCAGGGAUAAUGGACAGCCUGGCUAUCACUACCAUCCCUCACACAACGUCCCACCAGCAGAAAGAGAACACUUUUUAGAGAGCAGGGAUCCGGAGCGAGUCAUUUACGAGUCCUGGGACGACCCAGGCGGUUUUGAUCGACUAGUCUAUCAGCCAGUCAGGCAAGACAACAGAACCAAGCAGAGGGCCCAGGGCCCGACUAUGUCCCCUAAUGAGAACCUGGAUUCUCCACUCCCACCAGGUGGCAUCAGGGGUAGAGAUAUCAGUCACACCCGAAGCAGGUCUGACCCAGGUAAUGCCUGCCUGCUGGCCAUGGACAGAGUGGACAGCCAAUGUGACGUUCCUGUCAUGUCCCCAGUUUCCCCUGGCCAGCAGCUUUCAGACCCUUGUGAUUACGUCCGACACCAGAGGGGUCAUUGGUCUGGCGAGGAGCAAGGUCCUCCCAGGAGAGAGAGCGUCUCCAGGAGAAGUCAGUCCAAACAUCAGCCCCAGUCACAACAUCGCAAUGCCCCCGUACUCCUAGAUGUUAAGAACGUGGAGCAGGGUGUAGGUGGGCAUAGUAGAGGUUGUGACCAAGACAGGGUUGCCGUGGGCAACGUUGCAAACAGCUACUCCAACCACUUCCGGAGGCCGCUGUCCCAGAGCAUCAAAGAGCCUCGUCACUACCAGCGUGUCCAGCCGUCUGUGGAUUCAGAUCACCCCGGGUCAUUCUCAACCCAGCCACACAGGAGAACUCAGAGCACCAGAGCCAUGGCAUCUGUGUAUGAUAACCUGGAGGGAUACUACCCGACUCCCAAGCUCAGAACCUCCAGGUCUGGUAAGGCCAUGCCAAGUCUGUUCCCUGGACCAUUCCCUGGCCAUGGCUGCAUGCCCCCACACAACCACAGACUGUUGUCACAGGCCCUAGCUGGCCACAGGGCUUUCCUGCAGGGAGGACUCAGGCCAGAGGCUAGAGUGUAUGCUGAGUGAUUUUCGGAUCACCCCAAUAUCUAAAAGAGGCCUGUUUGGCACACAUGGCCACCUCAACAGAUUGAUGUUGAUGUUUGUACAAUUGUUAAAUGCAUAUAGACACAAAUCUUGAUCAGCUGUUUUUAGUAUAUUGAGACUCGACAAAUGGAUAGGACCUAAUGUAGGAGGGGUCAAAAUGUAGAUAGCAAAGAAAGAGGUAUAUGAUUUUUGUAAUAAAAGGGUACUGUAACAGGUGAAGUUUUGUGAAUUUUUCAUUUUAUUAUUUUUAGGCAAACACAAAAAGACCUGCUUUAAACUGUAUUACUCCCAUCCUACUACAUAGUUUAAUGCUUAAAAACAAAUCAACAUGUAUCAAUAAGAUUUUUGGUAACAUAGUUGAAUUUUCUUAUUAAGCACCUCGACUUCCGUCCGAACAAGAAUUCCUGUGAAAAUUAUGCUUAAGAAAUACUGGAGGGAUGAGUGAAUAUUGGUGUCUGUUUUCAAAUUGAGAAAGAGGCAGAGUUUGCCUUUCAUUCAAUACAGACCACAAGUCAGCCAUUUAUGUCUGUAGUCCUAAGAUAAAAAUAAAUUAGUGUUUUAAAUGUUUGCCAAUAUUUUUAAUCUUAUGAGCAAUAAUAUUCUAUGAGAAUAUAUCUUACUGGGCUUACUGCCAAUGGAAUAUUGUUUGCCUGGUUAACUUAUAUAAUUUACUGUUCGCCUUAACUGAGGAAACAUGCACUUUUAAAGAAUGAUAGUAUCUGAGAAUCAUGCAUUGAGCUCGUUUACUUUCAUGUUUGUAUUAACACUGAUUCUUCACUGAAGGUGUUGUUAAGAUUUGCGCUUGGGGUGUUAUUUAGUUAAUUAAAUAAUUAUUUAAGACACAGAGAACAUUUCUUCACCUGCAUUUAUUCCUCCAUCAUUAAUAAGACAGUCAUUGAAAGAAAAAAGACUGUGGCCAUAGCCAGGGUCAAGCUACUGUCAUGUUAUCAGAAUAUAUAAGUUCCAGAUGUGCAAUAUAUGUAUUGUAUUAUGUGCUGUAAAUGUGAAAGUGUAUGUCAAUGCACUCCUCACAUACAGGAAGCUGUGAUGCUUUAUGAUGUUGUGGUGUGUUAAACAGACAUCCUUUUAUCUCUCUUAGGGAUAUUUCAAUGGUAUUAUGUCAUGCUUUAACUAUUUGCUUUGCUCUUAUCUUUUUUUAUUCAAUAAAGAUGCUAUUUCAAACA